CUAUUGUUGCUGCUGUUAGAGUGCAAGCGAAUUCCCAUUUUCCCACUCAACUUGCACGUUGACGGACUUGCCACUCAGGCCAAUGUUACGCGAGCGACCUCGACCAGCAUCUAGCUAUGGCUGGAGAGCUGGCCCGGGAAUCAGGAGGCGUGGCGUCACACGUUGCAAAUGCGCACCGCCGAGCGGUGUUGCCUCGCUGAGCGCCGAAGCCCCGCCCAGCAGCCUGCUGCAAAGCCUGGUAGAGAACAUUGAGCCAUCAGCAUCGCAUGACAGCAUUGAGCACGCUCCCCCGCCGGUGGCCACGGUGGCCGCGCGUGCUGCGGCCGAUGUCGCUGGUCCUCCAACCACUCCGGCCAUUGCCGAAGCCAGCCCGGCGGCCACUGUUUCGGCUCAGAAGCAGAACGGCAACGACAGCAAUAUCAGCGCCAAGUACCGCGCAUUCAUGGACGCCUGGGAGGCUGGGCUCAGCUUCAACGCGCGCGAGGAGCGGCAGGGCACAUGGCUCGAGGUGACGGAGGGCCGUGUGCCUCGCGACCUGGUGGGCACGCUGUACCGCAACGGCCCCGGCCGCCUGCGCCUGGGCCCCGACACCGCCGCCCACCCGCUGGACGCAAGCGGCCUGGUGGCCUCUGUGGCGUUCCCCGGGGACGGCCGAGCCUUCUUCCGCUCUGCGUUCGUGCGCACACUCGAGUAUGAGGCCGAGGAGCUGGCUGGCCGCUUCCUGUUCCGCGGCGCUCUGGGCGGCCGGCGGCGCGGCGGGCUGCUGGGCAGCGCCGGCGACCUGACCGCCCGCAACGCCGCCAACGCCGGCGUGGCGCUGCACCGGGGCCGACUGCUGGCGCUAUACCCGGGCGGCCAGCCGUACGCGCUGGACCCAGCCAGCCUGGCCCCUCGCAACCCGUCCUCCUCCUCUUCCACUUCCCCAUCCUCCUCCUCCUCCUCCUCCUCCUCCUCCUCCUCUCCCCCCUCCGCCGCCCCCUCUGGCCCCGACCUCCUGGAGGGCCGGCUGCGGCCCGGCCUGCCGCUGUCGCUGGGCUCACCCGCCGCCGACGAGCUGGCGGCGGCGGCGCAGCGGCACUUCGGCGCCAACGCCCAGCUGCCGCCCGCCGCCACGGCACUGGGCGGCGACGCGCUGACGGCGCGGCCGCGGCAGUGCGGCCACACCGGCCGCGCCGUGCUGUGGGCGCAGCGCACCGUGGCCACCGCGGCGCCGGUGAGCCUGCGCAGCCUGGUCAAGGGCGGCGGUGCUAGUGCGGGUGCCGGUGCGGGUGCCAGGGGUGGUGUGGUGGUUGAGGCAAGCGGCACUGGUGCCGGGCGCGCACCGGGUGCGGAGGCCGCGUCUGCACCUGCGUGCAUUCGUAGCGGCGCUGGUGAUGCGGCCUCGGCCUCGGCCUCAGCCAGCACGACGGCGGCUGCGGACCUGGGCAGCGUGGCUGUGGACCUGCUGGCGGCGGCGGGGUGCGCGCUGACGUGGCUGCUGCGGCCGCCGCGGCACCAGUUCAAGAGCGUCGUCACCUUCUGGGAGGAGGAGGAGCCGGCGGCGGCGGCGGCGGCACCGGCGCCACAGGGGGGCUUCAGGGCGGGGGCGGGGGUGGCAGCAGGCACUGGAGGCGCGGGAGGCGAGGGUGGCGGGCGGCAGCUGCGCUAUUCAGUGGGCGGCUACUGCUGCGUCCACGACAUCGGCCUCACAGCCAACUACUACCUGCUGCUACAGCCGCCCGUGCACCCGGAGAUGUGGCCGUUCCUGUUUGGCGAGGCGGGUGCCGCCAGCUGCCUGCGCUGGCGGGACGGCGAGCCAGCCAUACUGCACGUCAUCCCGCGACCGGGCUCAGAGGCCGAGCGUCGUGGCGAGCAGCCCGUGAAGCUGCCGGUGGACCCCGCGCUGUACGUGACGCACGUGGUCAACGCCUACGAGCUGCCAAACACCACAGCCUCUGGUUCCGCCGCCGCCGCUGGUCCCGCCUCCGCCUCCGCCGCCACUGCCACUGGCGCCGCCACUGCGGCCGCCUCCGCCUCAGGCGCCGCCACCGUCAAGGCCUUUGGCAAGGUGGCCAUUGGCAUCAAGCCCCUAAAGCAGCGCCGGGCCGAGCAGGCCGCCGCCCAGCAGGCCGCCGCCGCAGCAGCAGCAGCUGCUGCUGCUACUGCCUCUUCCAGCUCCGCUGCUGCGGUUUUAGCAGCACUGCAUGACGCGGCGCCCCGCGAGGCCGCCACCGCGGCCCCAACCGGCCCUCCUGCCGCCGCCGCCGCUUCUGCUACUGCCGCCUCCACUGCUGCUACUGCUACUGCCGCCCCGCACCGGCGGCUGGUGCUGGACAUGAUCGCCUACGACAGCCUGCCGGCCCUGGGCGCGGCGCCGCUGCCGGAGCAGGCGGCGCGCAUGAAGGACCCCGAGGCGGGCUGCAGGCCCAGGCUGCAGCGGCUGGAGGUGGACCUGACGUCGGGCACUGCCGCACUGGCCCAGCCCGCGCCCUACCCCGACUCCCACAUGGAGCUGCCCGCCGUCAACACCGCCUACACCGGCCGCCCGUACCGCUUCGCCUACGGCUGCAGCGCUGACUUCGCCCAGGGCUCCAGUGGCAUUGUGAAGGUGGACAUGGACACGCAGCAGAGCCAGCGUUGGCUGCCGCCCACCCCGGGGUACGUCUGCCUGGAGCCGCGCUUCGUGCCGCGACUGCCCGCCGCCGCGUGGCGCCCGCUGGGCGCGCGGGAGGCGGCUGCUGCUGCGGGCGGCUCCUCCAGCUCGCUGUCGGCGCUGCCGGUGCUGCCGCCGCCCAUGCAGGGCCGCCAGCGCGGCGAGGACGACGGCUGGCUGCUGGUGUACGGCUUCGACUCGCGGCAGCGGCGCUCCGAGCUGCUCAUCUUCGACGCCUGGGCGCUCAUGGCGGGCCCCGUGGCGCGCCUGGCCCUGCCAGCGCCGCUGCCGCACGGGCUGUACGGCGCCUGGGCGGACGCAUACUUCGGGCCGCAGCAGCGCUAGACAGGGCUUUGGAUAUAGAGGGUUGGAGCUGUGUAGUGAGUGUUGAGGGUUGGAGCUUUGGAUGCUAAACUUGAGAGGGCUGGACCGGUGACAGGGCCGUACCGUGCUUGGCCGCUCUUGUCGAGUAUGUUAUGACUCGUGAAGUAGUAUGGCGUGUUGGUGGUGCGGCUUCUGUUGGCUGGGGCCUGACACCAAUAACACGGCGGUAGAUGCAAUAUGUCAGCCAGCGCUGGGGACAUCGCCCGAACUGUUGAAUGUGUGCAAAGGCCUACACGCGGGUUUGGAUGCGGAGGCUGCGAGCGCGAGGCGGUACAACGCCAAGUGCCAUUCCACAGGCCCGCGCAGGGGCCCAAUAAUAAGAUUCAAAAACCCUGUCCUUGCACGAUUUAAAUACUGCAUCUCC
Messenger RNA from Chlamydomonas reinhardtii, 3380 nucleotides. RefSeq lists its product as uncharacterized. Gene Ontology annotation, molecular function: carotenoid dioxygenase activity. The record is from RefSeq and is a predicted model, not a curated record. NCBI's taxonomy places the organism in Eukaryota, Viridiplantae, Chlorophyta, Chlorophyceae, Chlamydomonadales, Chlamydomonadaceae. The transcript is spliced from 11 exons. Gene Ontology annotation, biological process: carotene catabolic process. Bases 83 to 2977 code for a protein of 964 amino acids.